Molecule: messenger RNA, 1011 nt
Organism: Symbiodinium pilosum
Lineage: Eukaryota; Dinophyceae; Suessiales; Symbiodiniaceae
Source: the annotation of a GenBank genome assembly
AUGUCUAUCAUUCUGAAGCGGGUGAAAUCUCACCUCAUUUUUAAUGUGAUCUUUGCUGUGAGCGUCUUCAUUCUCAACUACUUCACCAACCUGGUACGGCCGCCGCCGGUUGCAUUGCUGAGCGCCUGCUCAACCGCUUUGGGCUUGUUGUUGGUUUUCCGGACCACUGCGGCCUAUGAACGAUGGUGUGCUGGGUAUCGGUGUGUCCGUGAGACCAAAGCUCACCUGCAGCAACUGCGGCGCUUAGCACGCCUCUGGAUGACAGAGGAAGAUUUGGAAUGGAUGGACGGUCAGUUGGCGACCUUCCCGGCCUAUCUGGGCACCUUCCUGGGCGGCGGUGUAGGAGCGCGAGGAAAAUCCUGGGCCAUGCUCAGUGAGUUGGAGCGGGACCCCAGGGAGAUCUUGGUGACCUUCGGCGAGGGGGUCUACAAGCACCUGUCCAGCGGUUCAGGGUCUAAGGGUUCAGCAAUGCAGGAUCGAAUGCAGGGCCACAUCACCGGGGCGCUUGCAAGUAUUGAGGAGAUGGCCCAGAUUGUCACGGUUCCAGUCUCUCGAGAAUAUUCCAGGCAUACUUCACGCUUUCUGACAGUUUAUCUAUUGAUUUUGCCUUUUGCGCUGGUUGAGCUGAACUCCCUGAUGCCCCUGGCCGUGAUGGUCAUAGCUUGGGCCCUACUCUCCAUUGAGGAGAUUGGCCACACCUUGGAGGAUCCUUUCAACAGCCCCACGCAGCCUUUGAAUGUGCAAGCCUACUUGGAGCAGCCCUUGGGCUACGAGCCCCUGAUGCAAGCCCAGCGCCCUUUUGAAGUGCUGGAGCCAAAGGAGCCAAGGGAGCCCAAAGAGCCGAAGGAUCGAAAGGAGGCGAAAGAGCGGAAGGAGCAGAAGGAGCAGAAGGAGCAGAAGGACCCCCCAGAGGCCAACAUCCCAACCAGCAACGAGCAGGACGCUAACGUGACCACUGUGACAGAUCAGACAGCGCAGGCGGGUGGCACUGAGGAUAUACCCACGCCGUGA